Messenger RNA from Porites lobata, 3549 nucleotides. NCBI's taxonomy places the organism in Eukaryota, Metazoa, Cnidaria, Anthozoa, Scleractinia, Poritidae. The record is from the annotation of a GenBank genome assembly.
AUGGCCAAAGAAUAUACCAAAGAACAAUUAAAUUAUUUCAGAAUUUGUUACGUAACAACUGACGUACUAGCCGACGGCCUGAGAGAAAUUUUUAAAAAAGAAUGGGACAAACUCUACAAAUCAACAAAAGGAGAAUGGAGAGAUGAUCCUCGAAAUGGAUUUGACUUUUACAUUGGAGAGUCACCACGUAACCAAAGAAAAAAUGCUCAUCUUUUGGCCACCAUGAGAAAUGGAAAUAGAGAAGAAUGGGAUUGUACAAUGCUGUUUUACGCUAUCCUUUACUCUGAUUGUGUCGGACCCAGCCUUGCCUCAACAGUCAGAAAAAGUGUGGAUGAUCUAAGAAAUUUUAGAAACAAGGAAUUCGCUCACAUCCCUCAAGGACGUCUCUCUGACAUGGAUUUUAAGAAUGCCAUUAGCAAAGUUGAUGUCGCAUUCCACGCUCUUGGUCUGCCUACUGUAAAAAUUCAAGAGAUACAAAAUCAGGCAACGUUUCCAACGAAACAUUUAUUAAACAUCUUGAAAGAGGUUGACAAUGUCAAGAAGGACCUCCAAGAAAAAGAGGAUCAACGUCAGGUCCUUACAGACCAGCUAAGGAAAGAAGUGCCUUCAUUCUGUAUUCUCCCUCCUAAACCUGCACACGACAUUGGGAGUCGCGAUCGCGAGGUAGCAAAAAUAGCCCAACAGCUGAAGCAAUUAAAGAUGGCCAAUUGCAACAGGUUGAGUUAUUCAUACAUCUCAGGAAAUCCUGGAAGUGGCAAAUCCCAGCUAGCUGGUCUUGUGGCACAAAGAUUUUAUGACGAAGUUAAAGAAAUGGCAAGCUCUUCUUCAUUUGUAAUGACUAUAAACGCUGCCAGUCUAGAUUCUCUUCUGGAGUCAUAUGCCAACUUCGCUCGUCAAUUAAAGUGCCCGGACUAUUCAGUGAUGCAGACCCUGAGUUACAAGGAGUGGUCCAUUGGGGACAAGAUCUCCCAUCUUAAGAUGCUCAUUGAAGCAAAAAUUAGCCAUUACACGUCGUGGCUAAUGAUUGUUGACAAUGUCACUACCCUUUCGUCUGUGCGUGUUCACCUACCACAGUCAGGAAACGAGGCGUGGGCAAGGGGUCAGUUAUUGAUAACGACGCAGGAUACAACGUCAAUCCCCCUAGAAAGCUCUUUAGUUAAUCACGUCUCAGUUAGUAAAGGUAUGGAGCCAGACGAUGCCAGUUGUUUAUUGGCCAAGCUAUCUGGUAUCACCGACGGUGAGCUAGGGGCAGGGGUAGCACAAAAACUGGAUUAUCAGCCUCUUGCCUUAGCAGGGGCUGCCGUUUUUGUCAAAAACAUUCGGCAGGACAAAGCAUCAAUGCAUUUUGGCUGGAAAGAAUACCUAAAGCUAUUAGAAAAAGGAAAACGACAAGUGACAGAACAUACCCUUGCUGGUAAAAACUCUGCAGCUUAUCCCAAUACAAUGACCAAAGCAAUAACCUUAGCUGUCGAAACACAGGUUAAGUCUGACAAAUUCGUCAAAGACCUAUUCAGCUUAUUAUCGUUAUGUGCACCACAACCUUUAAACGUUGACGUGGCAAUCGAUUACAUUGCAAAAGCAAACGAAAACUUCGAUAAAGAGGACAAGGAACUAAUUCGCAUGACUCUAAGUAGUUGCUCACUGCUACUUUUAGAAGAACAAAAGAAUGGUUCUUUCAUUCGUGUACAUAAGGUUGUCCACGACUCUAUCAAAUCUGUGAUGAGUGGCUAUCAAAAUAGUCAAAAGUCCAAGAUCGUAAGUCAAGCUGUUGAUUCAUUAAACCAAUUUAUUGUUGAAACUCAAUUGGGGGAGAAUAGGAGACUGGAAACCAUGAAUGUCAUCCCGCACAUCACCUCUCUUAUUACAGUAAUUGAUCAACUUUUUUCCAGAGAGAGUAUAUUUCAGGUCGAAGGAAUGUCAGCCCAAAAAUUUAAAAACCUUGGCGAGAUUUGCCGACUGCAUUGUGAAUUUAUCGUCGGUAAGAAAUAUCUAGAGCAUUCUGUCGCAAUUCAGCUACGACUGCUAGGCGUCAAUCACGUUGACGUUGCAGCAAGCUACACUGCGUUAUCGUCAAUUUACAAAGACUUGGGGGACCUUGAGAAAGCCAAGGGGUAUCAGCAACAUGCUCUAGACAUCGAACUAGAAAAGCUUGGAGGUGAAAACGUUACUGUUGCAUCAAGUUACAGCAAGUUAGCUGUGAUUUUCAUGGAACUAGGUGACCUUGAGCAAGCCGAAGACUAUCAGCAACGCGCUCUAGCCAUCGAACUCGAGAAGCUUGGAACGGAGCAUGUUACCAUUGCAACGAGCUAUAACAACCUAGCUUUGAUUCACAAGCAGUUGGGCAACCUUAAGCAAGCCAAGGAGUAUCAGCAACAAGCCCUAUCCAUCCAAUUGAAGAAGCUCGGCGCUGGGCAUGUUUCGGCUGCAACAAGCUAUUGUAACCUAGCUUCGAUUCAUAAAGACUUAGGUGACCUGGAUAAAGCAAAGAAAUAUCAACAACGGGCUCUUGAUAUCGAAAGCGAGAAGCUAGGAGCGAACCAUGUUUCUGUUGCAAAGAGUUACACCAUCUUAGCUUCAAUAUGCAAGCAUUUAGGUGACCUAGAGCAAUCCAAAGUGUACCAGCAGCGUGCUUUGGUCAUCCAAGUUAAGAGGCUUGGCACUGAACAUGUUUCUGUUGCAACGAGCUAUAGUAACUUGGGCUCAAUUUAUAAAGACUUAGGUGACCUUAAGCAAGCCUAUGACUAUCAGCAAAGUGCUCUGGCUAUCAAACUACAAAAGCUUGGUGCUGAACAUGUUUCUGUUGCAACGAGCUACAGCAACCUAGCUUUGGUUCACAAAGAACUAGGUGACCUUCGACUAGCCAGAGAGUAUCAACAACGUGCCCUGUCCAUCCAAGACAAGAGGCUCGGUUCUCACCACGUUUCUGUGGCAACAAGCUACAAUAACUUUGCUUUAAUUUACAAAGACUUAGGCGACCUUAAAACAGCCAUGAUGUAUCAGAAACGUGCUUUAGCUAUCAAACUCAAGAAGCUUGGUGCUGAACAUUCUUCUGUUGCAACCAGCUACGGUAACUUAGCUUUAAUACACAUGGACUUAGGUGACCUUGGGCAAGCCAAAGAGUAUCAGAAACGAGCUCUCAGAAUCGAACUUAAACAGCUCGGUGCUGAACAUAUAUCUGUUGCCCUAAGUUUUAAUAACUUUUCUGUGAUUCAUCAUCGAUUGCAUGACCUCACACGAGGAAAAAAGUAUCAACAACGAGCUUUGGAGAUCAAACUGAAGAAGCUCGGUCCUGAACAUGUUUCAGUUGCGACGAGUUACAGCAACUUAUCUUCAAUUUACAAGGACUUGCGUGACCUUGAGCAAGCUAAGGAAUAUCAGCAACGCGCUUUAGCCAUCAAACUGAAGAAGCUUGGUGGUGAACAUGAUUCUGUAGCAACGAGCUACAGUCACUUAGCUACAAUUCACCAGUGGUUAGGUGACUUUGAACAAUUCAAGAAGUAUCAACUACUUGCUCUAGGAAUCAAACUUAAGAAAGUCGCCCGUUUGUGA